UGAUAAAGCAUUAAGAGAGAAUCAUGCUUCGUUUCGUUGCUCGCGGCAGAUUUGUCAUCUGCGAGAAUCUCGAGAAAUGUCUACACGCGUUGGGAGGCGUACGCGACACCUGCAACGUCGCCACAGUGUCGAGGGUCAAGGAGAAACUUAGCGGUGGUUCGACGUUGCAUUCGAAUUGUUUGAUCGAUUCCACGACACCUCGUACAGCCGCCGAAACGACUCACCGGGAACAUCGUCGGCUGUCAUCAACGUCGGCCGUCAGUGAAAUUCGCAAGACCUGUCUUUACGAUCUUCACGUGGAAAAGCAAGGCAAAAUCGUCAAUUUUGCCGGAUGGCUAUUGCCGGUUCAAUAUCGAGAGGCGAUCGCAGUGUCUCAUCUGCACACCAGAUCGUUCGCAUCGCUCUUCGACGUCGGUCACAUGCUACAGACGCGCGUCUCCGGGAAGGACGCCGGGGAAUAUUUGGAAUCGUUGACCACGUGUGACCUCAAGAAUUUAAGCAACGGUGCCGCGACUUUGACAGUCUUCACCAACGAUAAGGGUGGAAUUUUAGACGAUCUCAUUAUCACCAGAGACGACGAAGACAGAUACUUCGUGGUAUCUAACGCGGGAAGACGGGAUGAAGAUUGUCAACUUCUUUUGGAGCGUCUGGGUGAUUUCAAAACGAUUGGUAAGCACGUGUACGUCGACUUCUUGGAUCCCCGAGAGCAAGGUUUGAUAGCUCUUCAAGGUCCUACCGCGGCGACGGUCCUUCAAUCAUUGGUAAAGAUCGAUCUUCGAAACUUAAAGUUUAUGAACAGUGUCAAAACCGAAGUAUCAGGCAGCCGUAUCAGAAUUUCACGAUGUGGAUACACCGGAGAGGACGGCUUUGAGAUCUCGGUACCUGGGAAUGACGCGAUUAACCUAGUCGAAAGGAUCUUGGAGAUUCCUGACGUGAAGCUAGCCGGUUUAGGCGCCAGAGAUAGCUUAAGACUGGAGGCUGGACUUUGUCUAUACGGUCACGAUAUCAACGAAAACACUACACCAAUCGAAGCUGCGCUUACGUGGCUAGUCGCAAAACGACGAAGGGCCGAGGCGAAUUUUCCAGGCGCGCAACGGAUACUUUCGCAAAUAAAGACGGGCACGACGAAGAAACGCGUCGGGCUCUUACUAGGUCAAGGACCACCUGCCAGGGAAGGCGCGCCCAUAUUGACGCCGGAAGGUGAACGUGUGGGCAGCGUCACUUCCGGUGGACCAAGUCCGACUUUGGGCCGGCCGAUCGCCAUGGGAUACAUGCCGCCGGAUUUGGCGCAAUUCGGUGGCGGGGUAUUGGUCGAGGUUCGGGGGAAGACAUACAAGGGUACCGUGACGAGAAUGCCCUUUGUGAAAGCGAAGUAUUACACCGCGAAAUGAUGCUGAUUUCACGACGGAAAUUGAUCGAUUUCCGGCAAUGUUGCAGCGAAAUAAAUUUAUUGACAAUGACGAAUCGUUUAUACAUUCGUGAAGCAUGGCAUAUGAACAAUUAGUUAGUUAAUUCGUUUUGUUAACGCGAAUAAAUUGCGACGAGUCGCAAUUGAUAUUUUAAUUGAUAGAUAAAAAUUUCUAAGAACUUCACUGGCAUUAGGUGACUUCUAAAUUAAUAUCAGAUAAUUGGACUUGUUCACAAAUUAAUUGUUAAAUAUUAUACUAUUUAAAUAAUAUAAUAGGAACCUUGCAAGACAGAUUACAAGAUUGAUCAUUAUUUAUAGAGAUAUGCAUUUUUGUGACAAUAAU
This is a messenger RNA of Wasmannia auropunctata (little fire ant), 1751 nucleotides long. Its product is annotated as aminomethyltransferase, mitochondrial. The coding region runs from base 24 to 1391 and encodes 455 amino acids. NCBI's taxonomy places the organism in Eukaryota, Metazoa, Arthropoda, Insecta, Hymenoptera, Formicidae. The record is from RefSeq and is a predicted model, not a curated record. Gene Ontology annotation, cellular component: mitochondrion. The transcript has 5 exons. Gene Ontology annotation, biological process: glycine catabolic process. Gene Ontology annotation, molecular function: protein binding; aminomethyltransferase activity.